UUGACCAUUAGUUGUGUGGUUGACCAAAGUUGUUUAGCAUCACCCUACUUUAUAUUAGUAUAAGAUGGUUGGAAAAGUGCCCAUAUUUGGAAAAGUAUCCAGUAGUAUCACUGGACACAGAUUUUAAACUCUCCCUGAACUGAACUAUAAUUCAGCUGUGCGUUAGAGCUCAUUCGAAUGCCUUCAGGUACCCCCAAGCGCUAUAGUUGUCGAGACAGCGUUGCAAUGAAUCUACUGCCAAGCUCAAUCGAAGGGAAAGUAGAGACUCUGGAUUAUAUUGCUGAAUUUGAGGAUAAAGAUAAUGUGAUUUUGUUGGUGUCGUCUGUAAUAUCAACGAUUUCAUACAAUAGCGCCGUCAACCCACCAGGCGGCGUGUGGCAGAAUGACACACCACUUCACAGUGCUGGGCAUGUCGUGAUUGGAUAUACUCAUCCAAGUGCUUACAUAUUUUUGAUGUUUUCUAACACCUUAGCAUUGAGUCUAGCUCUCCUCACAAUCUUCCUCGUCACCGCUCAAUGGACAUCGAAAAAACUACUUCUAUCACGAGCCGUCUGGUAUUCGAUGUGGGUGUCCCUGAUAGCUGUCCCUGCAAAUUUUGCAGCAUCAACACUGGCAAUCGCUCCCAGCGGGAAAUCAAAAGCCUUUAACGACGCCGUUUUGUGUUGCACGUUCCUCCCUAUAGGCUUGGCAUUCCUUUUGGUGAUUAUGAUCCAAAUAUUUUAUUAUGAGGAAAACAUAAGACAGCUGGGAGUGAAGCUGAGGGUGCUGUGGCAGAAUGUUAAGAGAACUGUGGGCGUAGGUGAGGGUAUUGGGACAGAAGCCGACAAUGGCACUGGGACAGAAGCUGAGGGUGUUGGGACAGAAGCUGCAGAUGGUUUGAUCGGAUUAUCUGCGUCAAUUGUUACUCCAAUCAUUUUGUACAGCUGAAAAUUGAUCAUCCGGCGCUGGAAGGCUCAUAUCUAGUAGAUCAGUGAUGUGGCGCUGUUGUCGCCAGCAGUAGAGCUGUUACGCGGAGCCAAUGUCGGGGAAGCUUAUGUUCGGCGGAGCCUGCGUCGUCGCCACCGUGAUCAGCGGCGAAAGCUGUGAAGAGCAGUGGGUUUGUGCGGUGGUUUCCAGCUAUUGUGGGAUUUCGAGAUCUAAAAUUACGAGUGAGGAUGGCUCGGAGUUGUGGUGAUUUAUUCGUCGGAGGAAUUUGGAUGACCGUAAUUGAUGACCCUCUUUACUUGUUAUACCGUCUGAAUUUUGGUGAAAUUUUAGCGAUCGUUGUUCGAGCUGGAGGAUGCAAUGUUUAUCAAUGUGCUAGGAGCUACAAGGUUUAUGAUUGUCCAUGAAGUAUAGUUUAAAUUAUCGUAAUUGAUGCAUCUGUUAACAUGUUUUUUGAGAAUUGCAAUAUUCAUAGUCUUUUGUUUGGGGGAAAAUAUCCCAUCUAUGAUUUAGAUUGCUGAUAGAAUCAGGGAAAAUAUCUCACUUAUGAUCUCAAAUUGCUGAAUAUCUGUAAUCUCACAUUGAAUCUCUAUGAUCCGACUUGAUGGUACAUCAUCUGAACUCUUUAAUUUCCUUUAAUUUCCCA
Messenger RNA from Salvia hispanica, 1570 nucleotides. RefSeq lists its product as uncharacterized. NCBI's taxonomy places the organism in Eukaryota, Viridiplantae, Streptophyta, Magnoliopsida, Lamiales, Lamiaceae. The record is from RefSeq and is a predicted model, not a curated record. Gene Ontology annotation, cellular component: plasma membrane.